Paramecium sonneborni is the source of this 744-nucleotide messenger RNA. Lineage: Eukaryota; Ciliophora; Oligohymenophorea; Peniculida; Parameciidae. The record is from the annotation of a GenBank genome assembly.
AUGAUAAGCUUGAGUCUUUAACAAAGCAAAAAAUAAAAAUAUAAGUCUGUUAGUUCAGAUGAAAGAUAAAAAAUAAUCAAAAUGUUUUUGGAAAAUGCAUUUUCUGCUACCUAAGUAUUUUAAAUUUAUAAUUCAGAUAGCUCACCUUACAGGCCAUAAUUUGUCAACUAUAAAGGCGAUAUACAGAAUAUAUAAAAAUGAAGGCAGAAUAAAAAAAAAAGAAAGGAGAGAUAGGGAAAUCCAAAUAAGAUAAAAUGUGCUUGUUUUUGUAGUUGAUGAAAAGUAAAUGAUUGAUAAUAUAGUUAUAGAACCAAAAAAAUGAAUAUUAUAGCUAAAUAAUAAUUAUAGAAAGAUCUUAUUCUUAAGAACUUAGAGUAUCCUUAAGAAUCAUUUUAAAAUACAAUUAAUGAGACUUUUUAAAAUUCAGCCAAAGAUGUACUUCAGCAUUUGGAUAGUUUAUAAAAAAAAUAGUGCUUUAAUUCUAUAAUAAAAAAGGCAUAAAUAGAUGGUUUAGAAAUAAAAGAAUUUUAAGAGAUUUCUUAAUUCUCAAAUCAAGUUAACUAAAGCUUUAAGAUUUAAUCUUAAUAUUAAUAUUUUCGAAAUAUUUUCUCUCCGAAAGAAUAGUCAUAAAAGAAUGUUUAACUUUUCUAACCUCAGAAUUUUCAAUAAUAGCUAAAAAGUCUCUCUGAACUGAAAAAAAUUUUGGAGUUCUAAUUUAAAGAUUAUUUUAAAAAAUCCCAAUGA